Acanthisitta chloris (rifleman) is the source of this 1338-nucleotide messenger RNA. RefSeq names its product chromosome unknown open reading frame, human C3orf17 (gene RMP64). The record is from RefSeq and is a predicted model, not a curated record. Gene Ontology annotation, biological process: positive regulation of Notch signaling pathway. The transcript has 7 exons. The annotation marks the transcript as partial. Gene Ontology annotation, cellular component: nucleus. NCBI's taxonomy places the organism in Eukaryota, Metazoa, Chordata, Aves, Passeriformes, Acanthisittidae.
GUAGAGCAGUGUCUGAAGCGCCUGUGGAAAAUGAAUUUGGUGGGCUGCAUUGGAACUCUGGUACAAUUGAUUCCCAAGAACAAUACAUCCAAAGCCCACACAGAGUGUUUAGUUCCCAGUCAGCCUGUUCUGGAAACGGUGGCUCUGAAGGUAUUGGGAGGCUGCAAGCUCAUACUACGUCUGCUGGACUGUUGCUGUAAAGCUUUUCUCUUGUCCAUUAAACAUCUCUGCUUGAAAGAAUUCAUACUGCUGAACACUGUGGCUUCAGGGCUGCUGAGCAGGCUAUGGAUUCAGUACAGGUGUGUAUUGCAGAACCUCAUGUCCAUGUACGGCGUCUUGUCAUCGUCACUUCAUCUGGUAUCUGAGACUCAACAGAUGCCUUACAUCAAGGGGUUUACCUUCCCUUCUGAUAUCAAUAGCUUCCUUGGAGUUGACGUAUCUUCUGAGAUGAAGAUGCAGAAGGCUAAAAUGCAUGCAACAAAAAAGUCUGCCAGCUGGCUGAAGAAGCUCUUCCCAACAAUGCCAGAGACAGUGUCAGAGGUUGGGAAAAAGAGAAAUUUUUUGACCUGUAUGAGUGCUGUGAAAGACUGCAGUAUCCCAUGCCCUGUGGACAUUGGAAAGACUGUUCUGGAGACCAGAGCCAGGAGAGGGAAGCACCUGGGGUUUGAUGUGAAGAGCUUGCUUAGGCCAUCCAGACGUCCAACACAAGAGGGUAUAAGCAUUGCAUCAACCCCUUUUAAAGCAAAGUCAGCACCACCUUCCUCUCGUAUAGCAAAACUGCAGCACACUGGAUCUCUUGUUCAGAUGGUCCGAACAGCCACGUCCUUUGGGGAGCUGUCAGAGGCACUCAGGAAGGCUAUUCUGUGGUGCAAAAACAACAAGUUCAAACCAGAAGCUUAUUUUCUGCGUAACAAGUUGUUGAAAAGCAACAGGCUGCACCACGUGGAAGCUCAAGGAUACAGCUUGAAGAAGAAACUGUGCUGUGUCAAAACAUCUGUGCGUAAAUACCUCCUAUAUGGGUCACACCGUCCGCGGUGGCCAAAGCAGCACCUCGGGGCACGAAGGAACAUCAGAUCACCUGCAUGCUUGAAGAGAGCUCUGAAGACUGUUCAGCAAAAGCCUUCUGAGCUCUUUGGGGUCUGUGAGAACAGUGCACCACUCACGCUCCCAGCUCACCAGGAUGGGCCUCCAUGUCGAGCAGAGCGUUCCGAUACUGAUACAGGCUGUGUCACAUGGACUCCUGAGCGGCUGCUGCUGGGAGGAAGCCCUGGCCCUGCAUGGAAAGAAGCUCCUGAGAACACGGAUAUUGAUUCUAUUUUUGCAGCAAUAGGUGUCUGA